Messenger RNA from Uranotaenia lowii, 1223 nucleotides. Its product is annotated as 18S rRNA aminocarboxypropyltransferase-like. The record is from RefSeq and is a predicted model, not a curated record. The coding region runs from base 91 to 888 and encodes 265 amino acids. NCBI's taxonomy places the organism in Eukaryota, Metazoa, Arthropoda, Insecta, Diptera, Culicidae. The transcript has 4 exons. Gene Ontology annotation, molecular function: rRNA small subunit aminocarboxypropyltransferase activity. Gene Ontology annotation, biological process: maturation of SSU-rRNA.
CCGAACCUCUGUUGUUUACGUUUAGCUUUUCUCGCCCACUUCCACCCAUUGGAUAAAAAUCCUUAACCUGAGCCGCCCAACAUCCCAGUUAUGCAUAAAAGCAGGAAUUUUAAGAAGAAAAAUCACCGCCAGAAUGUUAAGGGGGGCCACCAAUCGGGUAGACUAGCUGAAAAGCUGUCGGAUCUGUCCGUUAGAGAUUCUUCCGAAGAUGAACUGGAAGGUAGCGGAAGUGAUAGUAGCGGCACCGAAUCGCAAGAUGAGUCCGACUCCGAAGAAGGAAGCAGUAGGAAUAAAUUCGAUUUAGGCAAACCGCCCAAAUUCCCGGUUAGCAUGUGGGACCUGAACCAUUGCGACCCUAAGAAAUGUUCCGGGCGUAAGUUGGCCCGACACGGUCUGAUUGACAAUCUCCGUUUGGGACAGAAGUUUCCAGGUUUGGUUUUAACGCCAGUUGGCGUAAAUUGCGUAAGUCCACAGGAUAGGGACAUAAUCGCUAAUUCCGGGGUGGCCGUUGUCGAUUGUUCCUGGGCACGUUUGGAUGAAACACCCUUCAAUAAGAUGAAAUCUCCGAACCCACGAUUGCUUCCGUUUUUGGUGGCCGCUAAUCCUAUUAACUACGGCAAACCCUGUAAACUCUCCUGUGUGGAAGCGAUUGCAGCUUCUAUGUACAUAACAGGCUUUAAAGAUGAGGCUCUUUGGUAUUUAAACAAGUUCUCCUGGGGCCAUUCGUUUGUUGAGUUGAACAAAGAAUUACUGGAAGCUUACGCCAGUUGUGAAAAUAGUAAAGCGAUUUUAGAAGUUCAGAAACAGUACUUGGAGAAAGCUGAACAAGAACAGCUUGAUCGGAAAAAUGAAAUCGACUUGCCUCCCAGCGAUAGCGAAGAUGAUUGAAGUUCUUUUUUACAUGUAUCAAUCCUAUAUUACUCGAGAAACAAAACAGCAAACCUUUACAAUGUGGGUGCCCGUCGAUCGGAUUUGGUUUGCGAGCGUUGCCGUUUGACCAUCAAACGCUCCCGAACAGCUUUCUCGUGACGACGUCGCAGCUUUUCUAGUGUUUCCGGGGCGAGCUCUUUCGUAACAGGUUCUUCUGCCUCCCGGAUGAAUGUUCGCAACUUUUCCAGGGCAUCGGCCAUAUUCAUCUGCUGCGAUCGGGUCAUUUCACUUUUGAUCACCAGAUAGCCUUCCUUUGUAAUACGAUUCUUUUGCUGAAACGUAAAAUACGAAAU